AGCACCACCUCUUCAGUUCGGUUCCAAACGCCUACGAUGAUACUUAACAGUACGAUUGGGAUUGCGGUAUUGACAGUGGACAACUCAAAUGUAAAUCGGAAUAAUCCGUUGUGAGUACGUGGAAAAAGUACAUUGAAACAGUUUCGACAGUGCGUCAUGGCGAGCGAUACAUUGUUACAUAAAAAUGGGGAAUAUUCCCAACCCGGCGAAGUGAAUCAUAUCCUGUCGAUGUACAAAGACGCAACCAUUCUGAUUACCGGAGGAACGGGAUUUCUCGGCAAGAUUCUGCUGGAGAAGGUGCUGCGUUGCUUGGAAGUGAGAAAAAUUUUCCUGCUGAUUCGCCGGAAGGACGAUUUGAGCGCCCAGGAACGGCUGGUCAAGCUGCUGCAGGAUGCGGUAUUUGAAAAUGUUCGCAGCAUCUACCCGUCCGAGGUGCAGCUCUUCGCCAAAGUGGAAGCCGUGCAAAUGGAUCUGGAUGGCGAAACGCUACUCUGCGACGCGGAUUCUGCCACCGACGAGCAACGGUUGCUACAGGAAACGGAAAUCAUUUUCAACGUACUGGCCUCGGUUAAAUUUAACGAAACCAUUCGCAAUGCACUGAGCACCAACGUUGGAGGAACGCGAAAAGUGCUCCAAUUGGCUCAAAGGAUGACACGUUUGCGGUCGGUGGUGCACGUUUCGACGCUAUACUCCAACUGCAAUCGGGUGGAAAUAGAGGAGAAAAUCUACGAUGACCUACCGCUUCGACAGGAAGUGGCGCUACAGCUCAUCACCACUCUCACGGAACAGGAAAUGGAACGUUUUCAGCAUUGCUGUCUCGGACCGAUGCCUAAUACAUACACGUUCAGUAAAAAGUGCGCGGAAGUUAUGAUUCGUGACGAGUUUGCCGAGCUCCCGAUAGGAAUUUUUCGCCCUCCUAUAGUGAUUUCCACUUACCGGGAACCGCUCCCGGGCUGGACGGACAAUCUGAACGGACCAACGGGUUUGUGCAUGUGGACCGUCAAAGGGCUGAUUCAUACGAUUUGGGGCGACGCCUCGAAGCGGGCCAAUUUGGUUCCGGUGGAUUACUGCGUAAAUGCCAUAAUCGUUGCCGCGUACGACAUCAUGAUGAGACACCGAGACGAUAGCCAACAGGAAUGUGGAAUUUCUACUACUUUGGUGCAAAAGGAUUCGAGGAACUCGGGAGACAUUUUGCCGACAUACAAUUACAUGUACCAGGAACACAGUCUCACUUGGGGACGCUACAUGGCGAUGGCUUCGCUCGGUUUCGAGAGCCGUAUUCAUCAGAUGGUGUGGAAAUACACCUACUGCAUCACUGCCUAUCGACCUCUGUUCCGGUUAAUGUCGUUCUGUUUGCACUCGAUCCCGGCCAGGCUACUGGACUUGGUACGCAGAAUUCGACGCAAGAAGCCCUUCUACUGCAACGCGAUUAGGAAGACUACUCACUUUCUGGAAAUGAUGUCUUACUUUGGCCUCCGGGAAUGGACCAUUGGCAAUGGAAAUGUGAGGCGCCUGCGGUCAUUGCUGUCUAGCGAAGAGGCCCGUCUGUUGGAAUUCGAUAUGGGGACCAUCGACUGGGUGGAGUACUUUCGGAAUUACAUACCUGGUAUUCGGCGCUACUGGUUCAAGGAAAAAGCUGCCGGUGGAGAUCGUUGGAAAUGCGCAGCCAAUCGAAGGUUCCACUUCAUGCAGCGGUUGCUCCAGAAGCUGAUAUGGGUUUGGAUUUGCCUACGCUUCACCCGGAUGACAUCCAAAUUCGUCCUUAGGAACUUGUUUGCCAUCCUGAUAGCGUAAUAGUUUGGAACACGUCACAGCAUCCGCGUCACUUCUACGUCUUGAGUGUCGGAAUCGAUUAUCACCCGCUGGUGUCGUCAGUUCGCUUCAGUUGAGCUUCAUUUCCCAUAUAACUUUUUCGAUGAAUUAGUGCACGAACGCAUUCUAUUGUGAUGGAAUUAAUUAGGAAUUAAUUGACAUCAUUUUAUAAUAAGAUCAUAACAGUUCAACGUAUACUUAGUGAUAUUCGAUAAAUGUGUUUAAAAAUAUACAUAUCAAAUUUGAAGCAUCAUA
Messenger RNA from Aedes aegypti (yellow fever mosquito), 2067 nucleotides. RefSeq names its product fatty acyl-CoA reductase wat. The coding region runs from base 157 to 1794 and encodes 545 amino acids. Gene Ontology annotation, cellular component: peroxisome. The transcript has 7 exons. Gene Ontology annotation, biological process: long-chain fatty-acyl-CoA metabolic process. The record is from RefSeq and is a predicted model, not a curated record. Gene Ontology annotation, molecular function: alcohol-forming very long-chain fatty acyl-CoA reductase (NADP+) activity. Lineage: Eukaryota; Metazoa; Arthropoda; Insecta; Diptera; Culicidae.